Molecule: messenger RNA, 27871 nt
Organism: Coregonus sp. 'balchen'
Lineage: Eukaryota; Metazoa; Chordata; Actinopteri; Salmoniformes; Salmonidae
Source: the annotation of a GenBank genome assembly
AUGCAGAAUGUACCGGAGGAGUGGAGGGAAGAACGGAGCGUGGGAGGAGGAGAAAGAGAGAAACAUGUUAAACCAUGGGAGGGUAGAAAGGCCUUGUUCCAAAGGAACACCGAUAACUCCAAACAGGACAUGGACAAAGGGAAAGAGAACGGUGAGAAGGAGAAUGGAGAGAUGAUGAACGGAGGGGGAAAGGGGACGGAAGGGACGGAUAAAGAGUCGCUGAUGAUGGAGCUGACCCGUCUGGUUCAGAAGACAGUGAAGGAGAGUAGCUGGUGGGAGAGGAGAGGCAUCGACAUCACUAUCCUGGCCCUCGCCUUUCUCCUGCUACCCCCAGGUAAUCUAUACACCUGUCUCACACACCCGUCUCACACACUUCAUACAGCCGUCUCACACACUUCAUACACCCGUCUCACACACUUCAUACACCCAUCUCACACACUUCAUACACCCGUCUCACAUACUUCAUACACCCGUCUCACACACUUCAUACACCCCUCUCACACACUUCAUACACCCGUCUCACACACCUUAUAGUCCUUAUCAAGGUCAACAUAUGGUAUGCUAUCAUAUGUUUAUAUAGUGUAGGUUUACCACAUUCAGUUCAUCCUACCUCCAGGUAAGACAUCUACCUGCACACCACAAUACAUACACCUGUCUCACACUUUAUAGUGGUCCUCUGUAGCUCAGAUGGUAGAGCAUGGCGCUUGCAAUGCCAGGAUCAUGGGUUCGAUUGCCGCUGAUCCCGCCCAUGUCACGUUCGUCUUCGAAAUGAGCGGACCAAAGCGCAGCGUGUUGAGCGAACAUCGUAGACUUUAUUAAAGAAACCACGAUCACAAACAAUAAACCAAAAUAGACGAAAGUGAAGUUCAACACUGAAUACCACUAUCAGCAACAAGGAAACAAAAACCCACAAACACAAGGUGAAAACACACAGUUUAAAUAUGGCUCCCAAUCAGAGAUAACGAGCCGACAGCUGACACUCGUUACCUCCGAUUGGGAGUCAUUGACGACAACAUACAACAACCUAGAAAUAUAACCCACAGACAUGCAAACAUAGAAAUACACCCAAACCCCAACAAAACAACAUACACUCUAGCUCACAUACACAAGUCCUAGAGCCAGAGUGUCACAGUACCCCCCCCUAAAGGUGCGAACUCCGGGCGCACCAGCCCACAGUCUAGGGGAGGGUCUGGGUGGGCGUCUGUCCACGGUGGCGGUUCUGGCCCCGGUCGUGAUCCCCACCCCACCACAGUCACAACCUGCUUAAGUAGCCUCCUACACAUUACCACCCCCCAACUACACCCCACUGGGUUAAGGGGCGGCACCGGACUAAGGGGCAGCACCGGACUACGGGGCAGUACCGGACUAAGGGGCAGUACCGGACUAAGGGGCAGUACCAGGCUAAGGGACAGCACCAGGAUAAGGGACAGCACCAGGAUAAGGAGCAACACCGAGCUAAGGGGCAGCACCUGACUAAAUGGCGGAUCCUGGCUGGCUGGCUCUGGCGGAUCCUGGCUGGCUGGCGGAUCCUGGCUGGACGGCUCUGGCGGAUCCCGGCUGGACGGCUCUGGCGGAUCCCGGCUGGACGGCUCUGGCGGAUCCUGGCUGGACGGCUCUGGCGGAUCCUGGCUGGACGGCUCAUGGCUGGCUGAUGGAUCUGGCUGCUCAUGGCUGGCUGACGGAUCUGGCUGCUCAUGGCUGGCUGACGGAUCUGGCUGCUCAUGGCUGGCUGACGGAUCUGGCUGCUCAUGGCUGGCUGACGGAUCUGGCUGCUCAUGGCUGGCUGACGGAUCUGGCUGCUCAUGGCUGGCUGACGGAUCUGGCUGCUCAUGGCUGGCUGACGGAUCUGGCUGCUCAUGGCCGACUGACGGAUCUGGCUGAUCCUGUCUGGCGGAAGGCUCUGGCUGAUCCUGUCUGGCAGAAGGCUCUGGCUGAUCCUGUCUGGCAGAAGGCUCUGGCUGAUCCUGUCUGGCAGAAGGCUCUGGCUGAUCCUGUCUGGCGGAAGGCUCUGGCUGAUCCUGUCUGGCGGAAGGCUCUAGCGGCUCCGGUCUGGCGGACGGCUCUGAUGGCUCAUGGCAGACGGGCGGCUUUGCAGGCUUUGGGCAGACGGGCAGUUCAGGCCCCGUUGGGCAGACGGCAGACUCUGGCCGUCUGAGGCGCAUCGUAGGCCUGGUGCGUGGUGCCGGAACAGGAGGUACCGGGCUGAGGACACGCAUCUCAGGGCUAGUGCGGGGAGAAGCAACAGGGCAUGCUGGACCCUGGGGACGCACCGUAGGCCUGAUGCGUGGUGCCGGAACUGGAGGUACCGGGCUGAGGACACGCAUCUCAGGGCUAGUGCGGGAAGCAGCAACAGGGCAUGCUUGGCCCUGGGGACGCACCGUAGGCCUGAUGCGUGGUGCCGGAACUGGAGGUACCGGGCUGAGGACACGCAUCUCAGGGCUAGUGCGGGGAGUAGCAACAGGGCAUGCUUGGCCCUGGGGACGCACCGUAGGCCUGAUGCGUGGUGCCGGAACUGGUCGGGCUGGGCUGGCGACGCGCACCGUACACUUGGUGCGGGUGGCAGGAACAGGCCGAACCGGGCUGGCGACGCGCACCGUAGGCUUCCUACGAGGCUCAGGAACAGGCCGGGCUGGGCUGGCGACGCGCACCGUACACUUGGUGCGGGUGGCAGGAACAGGUCGGGCUGGGCUGGCGACGCGCACCGUACACUUGGUGCGGGUGGCAGGAACAGGCCGAACCGGGCUGGCGACGCGCACCGUAGGCUUCCUACGAGGCUCAGGAACAGGCCGGGCUGGGCUGGCGACGCGUACCGUACACUUGGUGCGGGUGGCAGGAACAGGCCGAACCGGGCUGGCGACGCGCACCGUACACUUAGUGCGAGGGGCCGGAACAGGCCGUACCGUACGGGGAACACACACUACUGGCUGUACCUCGGGAUUAGGAACGGGCCGGACCGGACUGGUUACACACCCCAGUACCUCUCGCCGAGCCUCUACACCUUCCUUCCCUGCUUUUCCCAGUAGCCCCCUUAACCUGGUAGCUUCCUGACUCCGCCCCUUCUCUGCCUCCGUCAGCCCCCUUAACCUGGUAGCCUUCUGCAUCUGCCUUCUGGCAGCCUCCUGCUGCUCAGUCGCCCAAGCCAUGUGCCCCCCCCAAAAAAUUUCUUGGGGUUGCCUCUCGUCCUUCCGACGUUGGCUCUGCCGACGCCGUUGCUCCUCUCUCCGUCGCCUCUCCUCUGUUUCGCUCCAUGGACGGCGAUCCAUGCCAUCCAGGAUUUCUUCCCACGUCCAGGACCCUUUACCGUCCAAUAACUCUUCCCAUGUCCAGACCCUCGGCUCCUGGACACGCUGCUUGGUCCUUUGAUGGUGGGUUUUUCUGUCACGUUCGUCUUCGAAAUGAGCGGACCAAAGCGCAGCGUGUUGAGCGAACAUCGUAGACUUUAUUAAAGAAACCACGAUCACAAACAAUAAACCAAAAUAGACGAAAGUGAAGUUCAACACUGAAUACCACUAUCAGCAACAAGGAAACAAAAACCCACAAACACAAGGUGAAAACACACAGUUUAAAUAUGGCUCCCAAUCAGAGAUAACGAGCCGACAGCUGACACUCGUUACCUCCGAUUGGGAGUCAUUGACGACAACAUACAACAACCUAGAAAUAUAACCCACAGACAUGCAAACAUAGAAAUACACCCAAACCCCAACAAAACAACAUACACUCUAGCUCACAUACACAAGUCCUAGAGCCAGAGUGUCACAGCCCAUAUGAAAAAUAUAUGCAUGCAUAACUAAGUCGCUUUUGAUAAAAGUGUCUGCUAAAUGGCAUAAUAUUAUUAUAAUAUUAUUUUUUAAAGGUAAACAUAUAGCAUGUAUGUUAUUAUAUGUUUAUAAAGUGAGGUUUUAACACAUUCAGUUCACCCUACCCCCAGGUAAGACACCUGUCUAACAACGCCAAAAAUUGGUUGAAAUGAAGUAUUUUCAAACAGUUUUUCUCACUGGGUAUUAGCCUGGUUAAACCAGAUUGAACGAUAGGAUCAAUAAUGAGAGCAGCAUUCAGUCUGAUUUAAUCGGCUAACGUCUUUAUAAAAGGUAAGAAUAUGUUUGCAUAGUUUUACCACAUCUUGUGUAACAUGCAGAUUUGUUCAAAAUACACAGGACAUUAUGUUAUUAAUCCAUUGUGCUAAUAUUAGAUCUUGAGCACUAACCUGGAACUUGAUGUUGAGACAGGGACAGGGAGUAGAAAUAUACGUGUUCUAAGUAGACCAGUACAUGGCCUCAAUUAAAUACUGAUUUCAAUAAGUCUGCACACACACCACACACAUGCUUGAUAUCUGAUACUCCCUGGUCCUAUCUGGAUCUGUGACCUCUUUCUAGGUCAGUGUGACUGGUAUGUCACUCACCAGAGGCUAUGCUUAAUUUGACAGCUUGAUAACACACUCAUCUAGGCUCAUGGUUUGAUUAUCUUUGGAAAUUAAAGUCUUAAGAUUCUAAAUGCUGUUAUAUUUAGGAUUCGAAAAUUGCUUUACAUGCUCUCCAAUACCUAUUUUACAAGGGAGACCUGGCCAAGAGAGAAGCUCAAUAAAAACACAUACAUCAAAACACAUUGAUCAGCCAGUAAAGGGCCACAUUUCUGUUUCUACUAUUUACUCUGGCACAUCGUAUUUUAGUAGCACUCUUCUCUGUGCACACUGGAAAGUCCAAUACUGCCAUGGGGGAGUAUUACUGUCAACAUCGUGUAUUACUGACCUUGUGACUUAACGCCUCCCAAUGAGGCUCUUUGAAAUAGGAGGUGGGGAAAAGUGGAACAUUAGCGGCAGACAGAUUUUGCUGUGUUAGGAAUAGAACGGCAAUCAAAUCAAAUCAAUUUUUAUUUGCCACAUGCGCCGAAUACAACAGGUGUAGACCUUACAGUGAAAUGCUUACUUACAAGCCCUUAACCAACAAUGCAGUUUAAAAAAAAAAAGUGUUAAGUAAAAAAUACAAAUAGCAAAUAAUUAAAAAGCAGCAGUAAAAUAAAAUAACAGUAGGGAGGCUAUAUACAGGGGGUACCGGUACAGAGUCAAUGUGCGGGGGCACUGGUUAGUCGAGGUAAUUGAGUGUGUGCCUUUCCAAAUCAUGUCCAAUCAAUUACAUUUACCACAGGUGGACUCCAAUCAAGUUGUAGAAACAUCUCAAGGAGGAUCAAUGGAAACAGGAUGCACCUGAGCUCAAUUUCGAGUAUCAUAGCAAAGGGUCUGAAUACUUAUGUAAAUAAGGCAUUUCAGUUUAUUUUUUUCUAUUUUUUUGCACAAUUAUUUAGAAACCUUUUUUCACUUUGUCAUUAUGGGGUAUUGUGUGUAGAUUGCAGAGGAUUUAUUUAAAAAAAAUCAAUUUUAGAAUAAGGCUGUAAUGUGGAAAAAGUAAAGGGGUCUGAAUACUUUCCGAAGGCACUGUAGUCAUUUUAGUGUAAGUCACUUCGUAGUCUUUUAAGUCCAUCAUUUAGAUCUUGGUUCUAGUUCUUUCUUUCUUGCAGGAGCAACCUGCUGUAUAUAUUAUACUGUAUACCUUGGGUGGUAGGGGAGAGAGAGAGAGAGAGAGAGGGAGAGGGAGGUCAUCCGACACUGUGAACACACAGCCGUAAAACCUACCAGCUCUCACAGUCUCAUGUCAGAAUUAGACGUUCAGCCAUGUUUCUCAAACAUCACAUUUCGAAGUUGUUCCAAAGUCAAAUAUCGAAGUGUUGUAAGGAUAAGUUUAGGCGUUAACAUUUGGGAUAGGCUUAAAAAAAAACUUUCUAACACUGGAUUCAAACUUACAACCUUCGGAAUCAGUGGCAGAUGCUUACCUUUGGAGUCAGAGGCAGAUGUUUAUGCCCAUCUGCCAACCUCGUCCUCAACUCCCUAGCAAAACCAAAACUUACUUGAAGAUAACAGCGCACACUGUUGCCCCUAGUGGCUGGUUUCCAUGUUAUCUCCUGAUGUCCUCAGACAUGGAUGGACAUCGAAUAAUGACUCGUAUCAUGGGUGACCUGGCUGCAUUAACUUCCCCUCCCUAGACCAGCAUGAGUUCUUCGCAUGCACACACAAACACAAGAAGGAGAGUGAGAAAACCACUGUACUAAAACAUGAAGGAUUAUGGCUGUAAAUGAAUCCCGGAUGUCAGUCAUCUGGCCAAACAAGGUCCACCACAGGAGAAGGAUCAGGAACAUCCACGGAGACCACAUGCUUGACUGAAGGAAGCUGUUCUAGAAUGUGUUUCAAAUGGCAGGUGUAGAGUAGAGUGGAAAUGUGUGGCAACAUUGUCUAUUGUCUAUCUUAUGCUUAUGUAACCUGGUCCCAGAGCUGUUUGGCAUGACAAUGACCAUAAGAGUUGGCAAGACAGCACAAACAGAUCUGGGACUAGGCUAAUGCUAAUGGAUAGAUGCUUACCAUAUGUAUUCUACAGAUCUAAGCUACUCUUCAUAUUGUGGAAUAUUUGCAUUUAGAACAACGUUUGACCCCUAUUCCCUCCCCUUCCCCAUCUCCCCCUCUCGCCUCAUUACUUUGUCUCCUCAACCCCAUCUCCCAUCUCCCACGCUCCUCAACCCCAUCUCCUUAACCCCAUCCCCCCCUCUCCCUCUCUCCUCCAGCCUUCCUGCUGCUGGGUUCAUCCCAGGCCCUGGUGUUUGUCCUGGGCAUGGUGCUGAUGGGUGUGUCCCAUGCUGUCAUCACCAUCAAGGGGACCCAUCUGGCCAGUCACGGAUCGCUGAGCGAGUCCCAAGCCUGGGCCGAAGUCUGGGCUGUGUUCUUCAUAGAGGUGAGAGAGAAAGCGAGAGAGCGAGAGAGAGAGCGAGAGAGAGAGCGAGAGAGAGAACUUCCUGUUAGCCAAAGUGUUACAUCAAUAAAUUCAGCCACAGUAGACAAACCAAGCUGGAUUGUUGAUCUCUAUUGAACUUGGGUUACUUUUGUUCAUUUACCUUUUUGACCCUAAAUUUUAUCUUCUAAGCAUUAUAGUACAGAUGGGGGAGGCAGUAACGGAAAGGUCGCUGGAUUGAAUCCCCAAGCCGACUACGUGAAAAAUCUUAACUCUAAUUGCUCCUGUAAAUCGCUCUGGAUAAGAGUGUCUACUAAAAUGUAAUAACAUAACUGCUGGACCUUGUCCUUAAUUUGUCCUGUUUUUUUUCAACGUGUCAAGUAUCUAUGUUCAUGACAAGCUUGUCUAGAUAUCAAUCCCCAUGUCUGCCGUUCUCUUCCAUAGCACUCUAUGAAAAUAUAAACAUGUUUGUCUACAUUUUCUAGUGUUGUUUCAUCACACAACUUGAUCACAAGUGUGUCUGUCUGUCUGUGUGCGUGUGUGUGUGUGUGUUUGUGUGUGUGUGUGUGUACAGGUGUGUGGGUCGUUCACAGCGAGGGCAGGUGUAACAGGUCACAUUAAGAUACACCAUGCCCAUACCAACGUGAUUGGCCUGGGUGACUCCAGCACCUGGAAGAUACCCUGCCUGCCCCGGAGUGUCUACCUGUUCAUCGCCCCCCUGGCUGUACCUGUUAUCACUCCUCUGGUGGCACUAGGUGAGGCACAGCCAGGGUCUGUGUGUGUUUUUCCAGGUGUAGUGUCUACCUGUUCACUAUCUAAGAUGCUUAAUGCUCUGUCGCUGUUAUAUCGCUGUUGUUUUGAAACGGGAUACAGUAUAUACACCUGUGCUUACGUAAGCGAAUCAUGUUAACAGGUAAUUAAGUACCAUCCUACAUCGGUGAUUGGCCUUAGCUCAGACCUUGGAGAUACCCUGCUGCCGGAGUGGAUACCAUGUUACAUGUCUGGCUGUACUGGAGUUACUCUUAUCACCCAGGUAUUCCUAGCCAGGUGGUGGUUUUCCAGUGUCAGUGGUAUACCCUGUCUCUACUAAGUUGUUCCCUUAGGGUCCGGGCAGACGUUUUGAAAGGGAACUGAGCGGUAGAAGGAAUAUGUUUACCUGACAAGAGGGGUAGCCUAGCAUUAAUACAGGUGGAUAUACAUACAAUGCUCUCGAAUUUGGGUGAGGGACUCGUUCCAGAGCGACGGUACAAUUGGUGCCCCCUUCAGCUCAGUGGCAAACACUACAUGUUUUUUUAACUGGGGUUGACGGGAAGGCAUGAUUUCCACGGAGCCUAAGAGGGGGGUUAUGUCCACGGAAGUGGUGAGUGACACCCAAGCUGUCCUUGGCGUGUAGGGAGCUUAUGCACAUUGGGGUGCCAGGGCAGCGAACAGUUUUGACUGGGCUGAGCGGGAACUAUGCUUCCGCAGAGGAAGGGGAGCCAGCAGGCCAGAGGUGGAUGAACGCAAUGCCCUCGUUUGGGUGUAGGGACUGAUCAGAGCCUGAAGGUACGGAGGUGCCGUUCCCUUCACAGCUCCAUAGGCAAGCACCAUGGUCUUGUAACAGAUGCGAGCUUCAACUGGAAGCCAGUGGAGUGUGCGGAGGAGCGGGGUGACGUGAGAGAACUUGGGAAGGUUGAACACCAGACGGGCUGCGUCAUUCUGGAUGAGUUGUAGGGGUUUAAUGGCACAGGCAGGGAGCCCAGCCAACAGCGAGUUGCAGAAAUCCAGACGGGAGAUGACAAGUGCCUGGAUUAGGACCUGUGCCGCUUCCUGUGUAAGGCAGGGUCGUACUCUCCGAAUGUUGUAGAGCAUGAACCUUCUGGUGAGAGCACGUGGUGCGGAGACAGCUUCUCGCCACGCCACUUGGUAGGAGCGACCGGUCAGGUAGGACGCAAUCCAAGAGUGAGCCGCGCCGGAGAUGCCCAGCUCGGAGAGGGUGGAGAGGAGGAUCUGAUGGUUCACAGUAUCAAAGGCAGCAGACAGGUCUAGAAGGACAAGAGCAGAGGAGAGAGAGUUAGCUUUAGCAGUGCGGAGAGCCUCCGUGACACAGAGAAGAGCAGUCUCAGUUGGAUGACCAGUCCUGAAACCUGACUGGUUUGGAUCAAGAAGGUCAUUCUGAGAGAGAUAGCAAGAGAGUUGGCUAAAGACGGCACGCUCAAUAGUUUUGGAAAGAAAAGAAAGAAGGGAUACUGGUCUGUAGUUGUUGACAUCAGAGGGAUCGAGUGUUGGUUUUUUGAGAAGGGGUGCAACUCUCGCUCUCUUGAAGACGGAAGGGACAUAGCCAGCGGUCAAGGAUGAGUUGAUCAGCGAGGUGAGGUAGGGGAGAAGGUCACCGGAGAUGGUCUGGAGAAGAGAGGAGGGGAUAGGGUCAAGCGGGCAGGUUGUUGGCCGGCCUGCAGUCACAAGUCGCAAGAUUUUAUCUGGAGAGAGAGGGGAGAAAGAAGUCAAAGCAUAGGGUAGGGCAGUGUGAGCAGGACCAGCAGUGUCAUUUGACUUAACAAACGAGGAUCGGAUGUCGUCAACCUUCUUUUCAAAGUGGUUGACGAAGUAAUCCACAGAGAGGGAGUGGGGGGGGGGAGGAUUCAGCAGGGAGGAGAAUGUGGCAAAGAGCUUCCUAGGGUUAGAGGCAGAUGCUUGGAAUUUAGAGUGGUAGAAAGUGGCCUUAGCAGCAGAAACAGAUGAAGAAAAUGCAGAGAGGAGGGAGUGAAAAGAUGCCAGGUCGGCAGGGAGUCUUGUUUUCUUCCAUUUCCGCUCAGCUGCCCGGAGCUCUGUUCUGUGAGCUCGCAAUGAGUCAUCAAGCCACGGAGCUGGAGGGGAGGAUCGAGCCGGCCGGGAGGAUAGGGGACAUAGAGAGUCAAAGGAUGCAGAAAGGGAGGAGAGGAGGGUUGAGGAGGCAGAAUCAGGAGAUUGGAGGGAGAAGGAUUGAGCAGAGGGAAGAGAUGAUAGGAUGGAAGAGGAGAGAGUAGCGGGAGAGAGAGAGCGAAGGUUGCGGCGGCGCAUUACCAUCUGUGUAGGGGCAGAGUGAGUAGUGUUGGAGGAGAGCGAGAGAGAAAAUGAUACAAAGUAGUGGUCGGAGACAUGGAGGGGAGUUGCAGUGAGAUUAGUAGAAGAACAGCAUCUAGUAAAGAUAAGGUCAAGCGUAUUGCCUACCUUGUGAGUAGGGGGGGACGGUGAGAGGGUGAGGUCAAAAGAGGAGAGGAGUGGAAAGAAGGAGGCAGAGAGAAAUGAGUCAAAUGUAGACGUAGGGAGGUUGAAAUCCCCCAAAACUGUGAGGGGUGAGCCAUCCUCAGGAAAGGAACUUAUCAAGGCGUCAAGCUCAUUGAUGAACUCUCCAAGGGAACCUGGAGGGCGAUAGAUGACAAGGAUAUUAAGCUUAAAUGGGCUAGUGACUGUGACAGCAUGGAAUUCAAAUGAGGAGAUGGACAGAUGGGUUAGGGGAAAAAUUGAGAAUGUCCACUUGGGAGAGAUGAGGAUUCCUGUGCCACCACCCUGCUGACCAGAUGCUCUCGGGGUAUGCGAGAACACAUGGUCAGACGAGGAGAGAGCAGUAGGAGUAGCAGUGUUUUCAGUGGUAAUCCAUGUUUCCGUCAGCGCCAAGAAGUCGAGGGACUGGAGGGUAGCAUAGGCUGGGAUGAAGUCUGCCUUGUUGGCAGCAGAACGGCAGUUCCAGAGGCUGCCUGAGACCUGGAACUCCAGGUGUGUGGUGCGUGCAGGGACCACCAGGUUAGAGAGGCAGCAGCCACGCGGUGUGAGGCGUUUGUGUAGCCUGUGCGGAGAGGAGAGAACAGGGAUAGGCAGAGGCAUAGUUGACAGGCUGCAGCAAAUGGCUACAAUAAUGCAGAGGAGAUCGGAAUGAAAUGAACUAAACAUCUGGGAAAGGAGAGAGCGGGGCCUCCCUCACCACAACUCCCAAAUAUAACUCUCCCAACUUCCACCUCAGAAACUAUAAUUGUUUCACUGAAACACCCGAAUAUAACUCUCCCAACUUCCACUUUAGAAAUUAGAAUUGUUGUAAACUACAGCGGUUCAAUGUUUCUAGGAAUAGACUCUAACUUACUUUAUUCAGCUAGCUAACUUGGUAGGCCUACAGUAUUCUUCCAUGAAAACCGCCCAGGGCACCGUAUCCUAUGACGCCAUAGCUAACGAGCUACCAAUAGUGUGUUAACACACUAAACAGAUAAUUAGUGUCCAGUUCCUUUCAUAACGCAGCAAUAAUUAAACGUUGGCUAGCUAGCACAAAGUCAGUCAUGCUAGCUACACAAGUGGACUACACAUCUCGAAUGUUCAGAAAGGGAAGCUUUAUGUUGCAAAAUUCUCAUUGACUAAAAUGAUAUUGUAUUUAGCUGCUACAGUACUGCUAGCUGGUAGUGUUGGCUAGCUAGCAAUGGCUGUGGUGUUGACUUUGUUUGAAAAACGGCGUCGCUGCGAACGAGUGUAGCUGGCUAAAAUGAUAUUGUAUUUAGUUGCUACAGUACUGCUAGCUGGUAGUGUUGGCUAGCUAGCAAUGGCUGCUGUGUUGACUUUGUUUGAAAAACGGCGUCGCUGCGAACGAAUGUAGCUGGCUAAAAUUAUAUUGUAUUUAGUUGCUACAGUGCUGGUAGCGUUGGCUAGCUAGCAAUGGCUGCGGUGAUGACUUUGUUUGAAAAACGGCGUCGCUGCGAACAAAUGUAGCUGGCUAAUAGGAUAUUGUAUUUAGUUGCUACAGUACUGCUAGCUAGCAAUGGCUGCGGUGUUGACUUUGUUUGAAAAACGGCGUCGCUGCGAACGAAUGUAGCUGGCUAGCUAACCUCGAUAGUUGAUAUCUUCACUCCAGGCUGUGAUGGUGUAACUGUCUGUCUGUAUUUGUCCCUCUUUCUGUCUCUCUCUGGUCUCUGCCUGUUUCUGUUUCUGUAUUUAUUUUUGUGUUUCUCUGUCCCUGUCUUUGUUCUCUGUCCCUGCAUCUGUCCCUGUCUCUGUCCCUGUCCCUGUCUCUGUCUCUGUCUCUGUCCCUGUCCCUGUCCCUGUCUCUGUCCCUGUCCGUAACUGUAUCUCUCUCUGUCUCUGUCUCUGUCCCUGUCUGUAACUGUCUCUGUCUCUGUCCCUGUCCGUAACUGUCUCUGUCUCUGUCCCUGUCCGUAACGGUCUCUGUCCCUGUCUCUGUCCCUGUCCGUAACUGUCUCUGUCCCUGUCCUUAACUGUCUCUGUCCCUGUCCCUGUCCCUGUCCGUAACUGUAUCUCUCUCUGUCUCUGUCUCUGUCCCUGUCCGUAACUGUCUCUGUCUCUGUCCCUGUCUGUAACGGUCUCUGUCCCUGUCUCUGUCCCUGUCCGUAACUGUCUCUGUCCCUGUCCGUAACUGUCUCUGUCCCUGUCCUUAACUGUCUCUGUCUCUGUCCCUGUCCUUAACUGUAUCUCUCGCUGUCUCUGUCCCUGUCCGUAACUGUCUCUGUCCCUGUCCUUAACUGUCUCUGUCUCUGUCCCUGUCCGUAACUGUAUCUCUCUCUGUCUCUGUCCCUGUCCAUAACUGUCUCUGUCCCUGUCCUUAACUGUAUCUCUCUUUGUCUCUGUCCCUGUCUGUAACUGUCUCUGUCCCUGUCUCUGUCCCUGUCCAUAACUGUAUCUCUCUCUGUCUCUGUCUCUGUCCCUGUCCGUAAUGGUCUCUGUCCCUGUCCAUAACUGUAUCUGUCUCUGUCUCUGUCCGUAACUGUAUCUGUCUCUGUCCCUGUCUCUGUCCCUGUCCAUAACUGUAUCUCUCUCUGUCUCUGUCUCUGUCCCUGUCCGUAAUGGUCUCUGUCCCUGUCCGUAACUGUAUUUGUCUCUGUCCCUGUCUCUGUCCCUAUCUGUAACUGUCUCUAUCCCCGUCUCUGUCCUGUUCCGUAAGUGUCUCUGUCCCUGUCUCUGUCCCUGUCCAUAACUGUAUCUGUCUCUGUCCCUGUCCCUGUCCGUAACUGUGUCUCUGUCCCUGUCCCUGUCCGUAACUGUGUCUCUGUCCCUGUCUCCGUCUGUAACUGUAUCUGUCUCUGUCCCUGUCCGUAACUGUCUCUGUCUGUAACUGUAUCUGUCCCUGUCCCUGUCCCUGUCUCUGUCUCUGUCUCUGUCUCUGUCCCUGUCCGUAACUGUAUCUGUCUCUGUCCUUGUCUCUGUCCGUAACUGUAUCUGUCCCUGUCUCUGUCCGUAACUGUCCCUGUCCCUGUCCCUGUCCCUGUCCCUGUCCCUGUCCCUGUCCCUGUCCGUAACUGUAUCUGUCUCUGUCUCUGUCUCUGUCCUUGUCUCUGUCCGUAACUGUAUCUGUCCCUGUCUCUGUCCGUAACUGUAUCUGUCCCUGUCCGUAACUGUCUCUGUCUCGACAACGAAGCUUCGGACGUCAUUCAAAUCAAAUCAAAUUGUAUUUGUCACAUACACGUGUUUAGCAGAUGUUAUAGCGGGUGUAGCGAAAUGCUUGUGCUUCUAGCUCCGACAGUGCAGUAAUAUCUAACAAUUUCACAACAUAUACCCAACACACAAAAAAGGUAAGGAUUGGGAUUUAAGAAUAUAUACAUAUAUGGACAAGCAAUGACAGAGCGGCAUGGACUAAGAUACAGAAGAAUAUUAUAGAAUAGAAUGCAGUAUAUACAUAUGAGAUGAGUAGUGCAAGAUAUGUAAACAUUAUUAAAGUGACUAGUGUUCCAUUUCUUAAAGUGGCCAGUGAUUUCAAUAGGCAGCAGCAGCCUCUAAUGUGCUAGUGAUGGCUAUUUAACAGUCUGAUGGCCUUGAGAUAGAAGCUGUUUUUCAUUCUCUCGGUUCCAGCUUUGAUGCACCUGUACUGACCUCGCCUUCUGGAUGAUAGCGGGGUGAACAGGCAGUGGCUCGGGUGGUUGAUGUCCUUGAUGAUCUUUUUGGCCUUCCUGUGACAUCGGGUUCUGUAUGUGUCUUGGAGGGCGGAUAGUUUGCCCCCGAUAAUGCGUUCGGCAGACCGCACCACCCUCUGGAGAGCCCUGCGGUUGUGGGCGGUGCUGUUGCCGAACCAGGCGGUGAUACAGCCCGACAGGAUGCUCUCAAUUGUGCAUCAUUAAAAGUUUGUGAGGGUUUUAGGUGAUAAGCCACAUUUCUUCAGCCUCCUGAGGUUGAAGAAGCUCUAUUGCGCCUUCUUCACCACACUGUCUGCGUGGGUGGACCAUUUCAGUUUGUCGGUGAUGUGUACGCCAAGGAACUUGGAGCUUUCCAGCUUCUCCACUGCGGUCCCGUCGAUGUGGAUAGGGGGGUGCACCCUCUGCUGUUUCCUGAAGUCCACGAUCAUCUCAUUUGUUUUGUUGAUGUUGAGUGAGAGGUUAUUUUCCUGGCACCACACUCCCAGAGCCCUCACCUCCUCCCUGUAGGCGGUCUCGUCAUUGUUGGUAAUCAAGCCUACUACUGUUGUGUCGUCUGCAAACUUGAUGAUUGAGUUGGAGGCGUGCUUGGCCACGCAGUGGGGCCCCAGUGUUGAGGAUCAGCGAAGUGGAGAUGUGGUUUCCUACCUUCACUACCUGGGGGCGGCCCGUCAGGAAGUCCAGGACCCAGUUGCACAGGGCGGGGUUUCAGACUCCGGGUCUUGAGCUUAAUGAUGAGCUUGGAGGGUACUAUGAUGUUGAAUGCUGAGCUAUAGUCAAUGAACAGCAUUCUUACAUAGGUAUUCCUCUUGUCCAGAUGGGAUAGGGCAGUGUGCAGUGUGAUGGCAAUUGCAUCGUCUGUGGAUCUAUUGGGGCGGUAAGCAAAUUGAAGUGGGUCUAGGGUGACAGGUAAGGUAGAGGUGAUAUGAUCCUUGACUAGUCUCUCAAAGCACUUCAUGAUGACAGAGGUGAGUACUACAGUUCAGUUACCUUUGCUUUCUUGGGUACAGGAAUGAUGGUGGCCCUCUUGAAGAAUGUGGGAACAGCAGACUGGGAAAGGGAGAGAUUGAAUAUGUCCAUGAACACACCAGCCAGCUUUGAUCACAUUCUUCUGAUAAUGCGAUUCAAGCAUCGGCACACUGCUUCGAAAUAAACUGCCAGUGAUUUCGACACAUGCCCCGGAGCUCCGGUAUCAAUAUUGUAACCAGUUUAUGUCAAAGUCUUAUGUAAAGAAAGUGUUUGGAAUCAUUAUUUCAUGUUAUGGAAUGAACUUAAUUAAUAUAUUGAUUAACAGGAAAUGUAUUUAAUUGCUCUAAUUUGUGUGUGUGUGUGUGCGUUUGUGCAAGUAGAAAAAAACAUGUUGACUCACCCUACUUGUAGAGAAACGCCAAUGCCAUCCUCCUCUCGUUCUUGUUGAUGAAACGGUCUAUAACUCUGUCAUACAGUACACGCUUUUAUUUUUUGUUGUCCUAGGCUACCUGGCUAAAAUGCUUGCUCGCUAGCCUAACUUCCUUUCAUGGGCAACGUUAGCUAGUUAACAUUAGCCUUCUACAUCUAGCUACAUAUUGAACUUCCAUCCUCUCAGUCCAGGGGCACAAUGUAUUUUAUGGUUGGAUCAGAAUCGCCAUUAUAAUCAUUGGCCAGUAUGGAGAAUUAAGUAAAACCACAAGUCCAAAUCCCUACCUACAUUCAUGGUUAAUUUAGGAAAGGGCCAAUUUUAGCUAGCUAGCUACUGGAGGACAACAAAACAAUGAGAUGCAACAAUUCAAGUUGUUUCUAUCAAUGACGUAUUUCUCUGAAGCCAAAUCCAAACUGGCUUCCCUUGACACUUUUUUUUGGUUUUGGUGCGCCAGGACCAUUCACAGUUGAGCUCACUCAGUUUAGCUCAACGCAGAUUGGCUAUUAUUUAAAAUAUAUAUAUAUAUAUAUAUCAAGGGAGGCCAAAUGCUCGCUGGUUUUCCUUGUAUUCAUUACUACGGCGGCAACAAUGUCAUACUCUUUAUGACCAGACCGCAUCAGAUAGAUGGCCUACACAUCCAGAGACAGAGGAGCGCUGUUCCGCUCACUCGUAUGCUUUCUCCGGUGAGAUACAUUACGAGAUACAUUCAGAGAUUAAAUACAUUUUCUUUUUUUCUUUGUAAAUGUUUUGGGGAAGCCUGGCUUCCCUUAGCAUCCAUGAAUACACGCCACUGCACAGAACGCACUGCAACUGCCUCUGCAACACAAUGCUGCAAGGCAAACGCAGCGUUCCAUUGGAAAUGAAUGUACUUCUGGUGUACCAAAACGCAAUGAUGCUGUUGGUGUGAUCGAGGUGUAAGCAGUUUUUCACCUGAUUGGUUUGGUAUUGGUUUUGGUAGAAGACAAAAAGGCUACCCUGCGCACGUGCUACGGCGUGUGCAACGUCAUCUAUAAUAAUCUGUCUGUUCAAAAUUAUUUUCACCAGCAGGUGCCACUAGUGUACAACGUGUUGAUCAAAGCCUGGAGUAAUGAACCUAUUUUAGACACAAUUGGCUGGAAACACUCAAUGCUUCAGGAAGCUUUGUUUCCCCAUCAACACCUGUAAGUGCUCAAUUGGGUUGAGAUCUGGUGACUGAGACGGCCUUGGCAUACGGCUUACAUCGUUUUCAUGCUCAUCAAACCAUUCAGUGACCACUCGUGCCCUGUGGAUGGGGGGCAUUGUCAUCCUAUGGGAGCUUAGCUAUGGUAGCAAAAUGAAUGGCCCAAAUAAUGGUGUGCCCAGCAUUUUUAUACAUGACAUGGAGCAUAAUGGGAUGUUAAUUGCUUAAUUAAUUCAGGAUCCAAACCUUUUUGGAAGCAUCUGCAUUCAAUAUACUUUGUAUCCCUCAUUUACUCAAGUGGUUUCAUUAUUUUGGCAGUUACCUGUAUAUUUCAAGUUGCAACCCAUAUUUCUUUAAACACUCAACUUACUUUUCCCUUUUGGUUAAACCUAAUAAAAAACAUAAAUACAAACUAAUACACUGAGUGUACAAAACAUUAGGAACACCUUCCUAAUACGGAGUUGCACCCCCCCCCCCCCUAAUUGUAACCAAAUGGUGACUCUCUCAUCAGAGAUUACAAGCUCUUUAGUAUCACAGUACUUAUGCAGCUAUCAUUUAAGAUUGAGUGCCGGAAGUGAACUGAACAUAUAAUCAUUAAAAAAACACACAAAAAACCUAACACAUUACCUGCAAUGACGUUCACUCUCACGGAUGGCACGCCCCCAAUAGACCACGCCUCCAACUCUUCUGAUAGGCUGCCGCUGCUACAUUGCACCCACCACUAUGCAAUGCGACUGUGCAUGACGUGUUGAAAGCAAUUUAGAAGCUUUCAUUCAAUUAAUAAAAUCACAUUGAUCUGUCAAAUUCAUUUUUUUUUAUUUCAGACUAAUAGAAUAUGUUGUAUGAACCAAAGCGUGAUUUUUGGAUCAUACCAAUCAGAAAAAGCCCUUCAGCUGAGCAACAGUACCAUCCCACUUUUAGAGUGUUUGUGUGUUGUACAGGAGGCUACCUGGAAUGGCCGGAACGGAGCAAAUAGAAUGGCAUCAAACACCUGGAAACCAAGUGUUUGAUGUAUUUGAUACCAUUCCACUGAUUCCGCUCCAGUCAUUACCACGAGCCCGUUCUCCCCAAUUAAGGUGCCACCAACCUCCUGUGGUGUGUUGUAACUGAUUGUGUCUGUCCCUGACUGUGACUGUAUCUAACUGAGUUGUCUGUGUUGGUCUGUUGUAGGUCAGCUGAAGGAGCACUCAGUAGGCCAGGCCCUGAGGACAGUCCUGAUGGUGUUCCUGGGGUUGUACGCUCAGUACUGGCUGUUGAUUCAUGUCUCUGGGUUCCAGUUUCUUUACAGCACCCUCCUCUGUAUGCUGCUCUGCAGGGCCAUGUUCUCCCUGCCCUACAUACACGUUAACAUCUUCCAGGUGAGAAAGCAUGUACACACAUUGAUAAAGGCAAGCACGCACCCUCAGCAAAGUAUAGAAUCAAUGGGUAACUGCCGAUUUGGCCAGUAUUAUUUGGGCUAGUAUUUGGUCAAACUGUUGCAGAGAAACAAUGACGGGGUACAUGUUAUUCAGGGUGGAGCACCAGUUAUGAAGGAAAAACAUCUCCUCCAAUAUGUUGUUUCUCCGUUUGUGUUGCUAUUGAUGGCAGCAGUCUUGUCUCCAUCCUUCCCGGUACUCCCACUGUGGGUGGGCGCUUAUAUUUGUCCUAUUUCACACAUGUACAAGUGUAUAUUAAUACACGUGUGAAUUUGACCCUGUACUGUUAAGACCAUUGUAGAGGCAUGUAACUGAAUGGUGGGCCCAUAGAGAUAGAAUAGCAUCUGUCUAUGGGUAGACCUCCAGCAGACAGAUCACACUAGACUCUGCAUCUCAUCUUCUACUACAUUGCAAAUGUGUCCAGGGCAGCAGAAUCAUGCCAACAGUUUCUCUCUGGGUCUUUUUCCCUUUAAGUGAAUCAGAGGGGGCACACACACACACACCUUUCCAUUAAACCGUCCUCUCCUGUUCCGUACAGCACAUCGGCCUGCCUAUGUUCUCCCCGACCCGUCGGCCCAAGAGGAUUUACCAGAUGACCCACGGGGUUCUGAACCUUCCUCGGAACCCCCUGCUGGACUGGACCUUUGGACACUCCCUCAUCAACUGUCACGUGGAACACCACCUGUUCCCCUUCCUCUCCGACAACAUGUGUCUCAAGGUACAAUGCAGACAACGUGUAUCUCAACAUAUGAUACAACUUGUGUCUCAAGGUACAAUGCAGACAACGUGUAUCUCAACAUACGAUACAUGUGUCUCAAGGUACAAUGCAGACAACGUGUAUCUCAACAUACGAUACAUGUGUCUCAAGGUACAAUGCAGACAACGUGUAUCUCAACAUACAAUACAACAUGUGUCUUAAGGUACAGUACAGACAACCAGGGUUGGGGUCAAUUCCAAUUUAAUUUCUAAUUCCAAAUUCAAUUCUCGAAUUCAAGCAGGAAGUGGAACAUUUUAUUGGAAUUGAAUUGGAAUUGCAGCAAUCUACAUUUUUGUUAUUGGAAUUUAAUUGGAAAUUUAGACUGUCUUAAUUUGAAUUAAAUGUGUACAUUUUAAUUGAACAAGAACCAUCCUUGGAAUGGAAUUGGAAUUUAGACUGUCUGAAUAUUAAUUGAAUUGGAAUUGAAGAAGAAAACCAUCCUUGGAAUGGAAUUUAAAUUGAAUUGGAAUUUAGACUGUGUUGAAUUUGAAUUGGAAAAUAAAAAUAUCCUCAGAAUGGAAUUGGAAUUUAGAAUUUUAAAACUGGAAUCAUGUUGUAAUUGUUCAAAUCCCAGUUACUGGAGGUGAUGCAUUUAGCAUUGAAAUUGAAUGCAAACUUUGUUUUCAAUCGAUCAAGUAAUUAUAAUUGUAUACAUUACUAAUAUAUACAUAAUUAUAUCUAUAUAAUUAUAUACCCCAUUUUUUAAAUGUUUACUAAUGAGGAGUUGACGUACAAUAUAUUUCUGGUUAGGUUAUUUAAAGGAAUAGAUCACACAAUUUACAUAUUGGUUUCCUUACCCUUAAGCAGUCUAUGAAUUAUGACAUUGUAAUUUUGUAAUUUGGGUGUAUCCCUUAAAGGGGAAUAACAGCAAAUUUCAAAAAUGUGCUAGCUAGCACACGGUGUCCUUAACUAGCAAGCUAGUUAGUUAGCUAACACAUGGUGUUGCCCCAUCCUCCCGCCUGCUGUGCCAGCGGGAGGCGGAGGCGACCGGUAGACUGUGUCCUUCGCCCCCACCUGUCCGUCACGGUUUUCUCUGGUACACAGCAGGCAGUAGGCAGGGGCGACACCGUGUGCUAGCUAACUAGCAAGCUAGCACACAGGGUCGCUAACUAGCAAGGUAGCUAGCACAUGGUGUCCUUCCACCUGCUGUGCUAGCGGUUAGCUAGCAAGGAUGACUCCAAAAGGCGUGGGCGAAAAAACUCAGAUAAUACUUUUAUUUCCCUUUUGACCCACAUAUAAAAGUGUGUGUGUGUGGGGGGGGGGGGAAGCCCACAUGCAGGAACGCCCCCGAAUUGCGGGCUGCAGUUGCACUCUACUGAAAAUGUGUCUGUGUUCCUAAACCCAUCUGACUCGUUGUUGGACUGUCUGUCAAAGUGCGCACCUCUCUCACAGGAAGAGCGAGAGCGAGGUAAGGCUAGAGCGAGAGCUACGUCACAGGGUUAUACAACCCCUGCAGUGCUAGAUAGAACUUUGUGGAAUAACGCAAAUCUACGAUAAAUAUAAACGUUCUGUCACAGCAAAAAUACUAUCCUGAACAAAAACAUAAAUGCAACAUGCAACAAUUUCAAAGAUUUUACUGAAUUACAGUUUAUAUAAGGAAAUCAGUCAAUUGAAAUGAACUUAUUGGACCUUAAUCUAUGGAUUUCACAUGACUGGUCACAGAUACCUUACAAAAAAAAGUAGGGGCGUGGAUCAGAAAACCAAUCAGUAUCUGGUGUGACCAGCAUUUGCAUCAUGCAGCGCGACACAUCUCCUUCACAUAGAGUUGAUCAGGCUGUUGAUUGUGGCCUGUGGAAUAUUAUCCCACUCCUCUUCAAUGGCUGUGAGAAGUUGCUGGAUAUUGGCGGGAACUGGAACACACUGUGGUACACGUCGAUCCAGAGCAUCCCAAACAUGCUCAAUAGGUUACGUCUGGUGAGUAUGCAAGGCAUGCUCAUCAGACAUGUCAGCUUCCAGGAUUUGUGUACAGAUCCUUGCGACAUGGGGCUGUGCAUUAUCAUGCUGAAAGAUGAGGUGAUGGCAGCGGAUGACUGGCACGACAAUGGGCCUCAGGAUCUCGUCACAGUAUUUCUGUACAUUCAAAUUGCCAUUGAUAAAACGCAAUUGUGUUCGUUGUCUGUAGCUUAUGCCUGGCCAUACCAUAACACCACCGCCACCAUGGAGUACUCUGUUCACAAUGUUGAAAUAAGCAAACCGCUUGCCCAAAUGACGCCAUACACGUGGUCUGCGGUUGUGAGGCGGGUUGGACGUACUGCCAAAUUCUCAAAAACGAUGUUGGAGGCAGCUUAUGGUAGAGAAAUGAACAUUACAUUAUCUGGCAACAGCUAUGGUGGACAAUCCUGUAGUCAGCAUGCCAAUUGCACACUCCCUCAAAACUUGAGACAUCUGUGGCAUUGUGUUGUGUGACAAAACUGCACAUUUUAGAGUGGCCUUUUAUUGUCCCCAGCACAAGGUGUACCUGUGUAAUGAUCGUGCUGUUUAAUCAGCUUCUUGAUAUGCCACACCUGUCAGGUGGAUGGAUUAUCUUGGCAAAAGAGAAAUGCUCACUAACAGGGAUGUAAACAAAUUUGAGAGAAAUAAGCUUUUUGUAUGUAUGGAAAAUGUCUGGGAUCUUUUAUUUCAGCUCAUGAAACAUGGGAUCAACACUUUAUAUGUUGCGUUUAUAUUUUGGUUUAGUGUAAAUUCCGGAAGUCCAAUCGAUUGUGAGAUAUGGCAUAUACAUUUUAUGUGAUCAAUUUGGGUCGCGGGUAGAGCUGUGGUGGUCAUGAAAUCUUGUCAGCUGGUGAUUGUCAAGCAAAUAACUGCAGGACUCAAGUAAUUCACCAUUAAUUACCAACACAUUUAGCAUCUACUGGCUUCCACGCAUAGCCUACAAGCAACUGAUGCAGACCUUUGGAGCAUCUACAUUUUAAAAAGUCUAAUAAAUCCAUGCAAUAUAGCCUACACUAUCACAAUAAAUCCAUUAUUUAUUUUAGACAGGUCUAAAGAAACAUGAUAUGAAGACAAUGUUGUCUAUUUCAGAAGAACAUAAUAGCAUAUUCUGAGUUGUCCAUAUGUUAGGCCCUGAUCAGGCUAUGCCAUAAUUAUGGCUGUGGCCUACACUAGUUCAUUUAGCAGACAAGAUUUGCUUAGAAUUCCGUGGCAUUAUUUUAUAGUAUGAAGAAUAAAAUUGAACAUAGCUGAAUAAAAUAGAAAGGAUAUUUUCUCCAAAAGAUUUGAGGGAGUGCGCACAUGCGGCUAUUCUGUGUUGAGCAAUCAACAAAUGUUCAGUGUAGUCAAGAACAUGGAAGAACAUUUAAUGGAUUCUACAAGAACCAAUAUCACUCCCUAAAAACACACCCCUAUGGAGCUUUUAAGAAUUCACUGAUAAAUUGGUCCACAUGGAAAUCUAAAGGCAUAGAAACCGUAAAUGACGUGGUAAUAGGAAAUACAAUUAUUUACAUUACAGAAUUAAAAAGCAAUUUUGGACUGACCAAUGUAGACAUUUUCAAAUGCAGUGGGGAGAACAAGUAUUUGAUACACUGCCGAUUUUGCAGGUUUUCCUACUUACAAAGCAUGUAGAGGUCUGUAAUUUUUAUCAUAGGUACACUUCAACUGUGAGAGACGGAAUCUAAAACAAAAAUCCAGAAAAAUCACAUUGUAUGAUUUUUAAGUAAUUCAUUUAUUGCAUGACAUAAGUAUUUGAUCACCUAUCAACCAGUAAGAAUUCCGGCUCUCACAGACCUGUUCGUUUUUCUUUAAGAAGCCCUCCUGUUCUCCACUCAUUACCUGUAUUAACUGCAACUGUUUGAACUUGUUACCUGUAUAAAAGACACCUGUCCACACACUCAAUCAAACAGACUCCAACCUCUCCACAAUGGCCAAGACCAGAGAGCUGUGUAGGACAUCAGGGAUAAAAUUGUAGACCUGCACAAGGCUGGGAUGGGCUACAGGACAAUAGGCAAGCAGCUUGGUGAGAAGGCAACAACUGUUGGCGCAAUUAUUAGAAAAUGGAAGAAGUUCAAGAUGACGGUCAAUCACCCUUGGUCUGGGGCUCCAUGCAAGAUCUCACCUCGUGGGGCAUCAAUGAUCAUGAGGAAGGUGAGGGAUCAGCCCAGAACUACACGGCAGGACCUGGUCAAUGACCUGAAGAGAGCUGGGACCACAGUCUCAAAGAAAACCAUUAGUAACCACACUACGCCGUCAUGGAUUAAAAUCCUGCAGCGCACGCAAGGUCCCCUGCUCAAGCCAGCGCAUGUCCAGGCCCGUCUGAAGUUUGCCAAUGACCAUCUGGAUGAUCCAGAGGAGGAAUGGGAGAAGGUCAUGUGGUCUGAUGAGACAAAAAUAGAGCUUUUGGUCUAAACUCCACUCGCCAUGUUUGGAGGAAGAAGAAGGAUGAGUACAACCCAAGAACACCAUCCCAACCGUGAUGCAUGGAGGUGGAAACAUCAUUCUUUGGGGAUGCUUUUCUGCAAAGGGGACAGGACGACUGCACCGUAUUGAGGGGAGGAUGGAUGGGGCCAUGUAUUGCGAGAUCUUGACCAACAACCUCCUUCCCUCAGUAAGAGCAUUGAAGAUGGGUCGUGGCUGGGUCUUCCAGCAUGACAACGACCCGAAAAACACACAGCCAGGGCAAACUAAGGAGUGGCUCCGUAAGAAGCAUCUCAAGGUCCUGGAGUGGCCUAGCCAGUCUCCAGACCUGAACCCAAUAGAAAAUCUUUGGAGGGAGCUGAAAGUCCGUAUAGCCCCGAAACCUGAAGGAUCUGGAGAAGGUCUGUAUGGAGCAGGUAACAAGUUCAAACAGUUGCAGUUAAUACAGGUAAUGAGUGGAGAAAAGGAGGGCUUCUUAAAGAAAAACGAACAGGUCUGUGAGAGCCGGAAUUCUUACUGGUUGAUAGGUGAUCAAAUACUUAUGUCAUGCAAUAAAAUGAAUUACUUAAAAAUCAUACAAUGUGAUUUUCUGGAUUUUUGUUUUAGAUUCCGUCUCUCACAGUUGAAGUGUACCUAUGAUAAAAAUUACAGACCUCUACAUGCUUUGUAAGUAGGAAAACCUGCAAAAUCGGCAGUGUAUCAAAUACUUGUUCUCCCCACUGUAUAUGCAACUUAAACAUUUUAUAUCACGAAAGCUUUUGGACAUCAGAGCAAUGUUGAGGGAAUCCUAUUUGAGUCCGAAAAAUAUACUCGUAUGAUAGGUAAGAUAUACCAAACCUUGCAGACAGCCUAUCCAACUGACAAUCUCUUAGAAAAUAAUAUAAUCUAUUGGAACCAAGACUUGAAAAAGAACUGAUAUUGGCACAAGAUGGAGGGAGUGUUGGAACAUAACAAGUGAAAUUACAGUUAACGAAAAUGUAAGCUUAAUUCAGUAUAAACUAAUGUAUAGAAUGUAUGAUACAAGAGACAAGAUUCACACAUUUUACAGCACAUGUCUUAAGUGUAAAACUAACAAUGACUCAAUAAUGAAUGCCUUCUGGGAGUGUGAUAAAGUCCAAAAGUUAUGGGCAGAGUUAGAAAGCUGGCUGUCAGAAAUGUUACAUUUACAUUUUAGUCAUUUAGCAGACGCUCUUAUCCAGAGCGACUUACAGUUAGUGAGUGCAUACAUCAAAAAAAAAAAAAUCAUACUUGUCCCCCAUGGGAAACGAACCCACAACCCUGGCGUUGCAAACGCCAUGCUCUACCAACUGAGCUAUACAGGACUUUUACAAUGUAAAUGUACUUUGAAUCCGUCUAUCUGGAUAUUUCAAGACAUUACAUUUGGGGUUGCGGCGAGAUACCCAAUGGAUUGGACAAUAUUAUUUUUCUCACUUAUUUUGAAGAAGCUAUUAAUUAAAUACUGGAAGUCGAAUGAUACUUCAACAUUAAGAGAAUGGAAGAAUCAAAUGCUUUAUUGUUUAUAUUUUGAAAAAAUAAAACUGUCUAAAGACAGAAACAACAUAACACAAUUCCAGAAGGUUUUCAGAGUUCAGGGGACAUCUUGAUGUUUACCAGGAAAAUUCCCUCUUAGUUCGUUGAGGUUAAAUUGGUCUUUAAAAUCUGCCAUGAGUUGAGGUAGUUGGGUUGAAUUUGGCUUGAGUUGAAAGAAGUGAAGGAAUUCAAAUUCAUGGAAUUGGUCUAGAGAGGGAAUUGAAUUAUGUGAAAUGUUGUGGCAGAAUAUUGAAUUAGGAAUUGUAGUUUUGAAUAGACUUAGAAUUGGAAUUUGAGAUGAAUUGAAUGGGGGGAAUUGUGGCAGAAUAUUGAACUAGAAAUUGCAGUUUUGAAUUGACUUAGAAUUGGAAUUCGAGAUGAGUUGAAGAACUGGAAUUUAUAGGGAGAGGGAAUUGCAUUGGAAUUGAAUUUGUGGAAUUGACACCAACCCUGCUGGAAUUUUUUAUUGAAUAGAUGGAAUUUAUAGGGAGAGGGAAUUGAACUGGAAUAGACGCCAACCCUACAGACAUGUCUCAAGGUAUGAUACAGACAACGUGUGUCUCAAGGUACAAUACAACGUGUCUCAAGGUACUAUAAAGUGUCUGCAUCCCAAAACGUCCCAAAUGGCACCCUAUUCCCAUAACGCUCUGGUCAAAAGUAGAACACUAUAUAGGGAUAGGGUGCUAUUUGGGACACAAGCAGUGUGUCUGCCAAAUAUGUGUCAGAAGGUCAGGGUUGGGGUCAAUUUCAUUUCACAUUGCUAAUUGGAAAGCUAUGAGGAAUUGAAUAAAUUGAAAUGGAAUUGCCCCCAACCUUGCUGAAGGUUGAAAUAACAGUACCUCUGUCAAAUAUAAGUUAAUCACUAGCUAGGUUUCCAUCCAAUUUGUGACAGAUUUUCAUGUGAAUAUUCUAAAAUCCGCAAAAAAACAAUAUGCGCAUUUUCCCACCAGAGAUGUUUCCAUUAAAUUGACUUUUUGCGGAGAAAAGGCUGUGCGUGAAGACGUAGUGCACAUAAAAAUAACUUUUGCGAUUAAAGUCCCGUGUACUGAACAAAACAUACAAGUUAAAUGGGUUUCCAUUGCAUUUUCAACUCUACUGAUGGUUUUCUCACAAAAAAUGUUGCGUUAAAUAGCGAGUGUGCCCACUCUGGUAUUGGCACGUGCUCUAGCCAACAGCUCGCACAUACAGUGCGGGUAUAGCCUACAUUAUGAGAUUAUUAUGGACAAAAGAGCGAGAUUAUUUUUUAUUGCCAAAAGGCAGAUUUCUGUAUAAAGUUAGUGUGGGGGAGGCAGAUUUUUUUUGUUGCGAUUAAUAAUAACAAACCUCCUGGCAUUGAUAACUUAGAUGGAAAGCUACUGAGGAUGAUGGCUGACUCUAUCGCCACUCCUAUCGGUCACAUCUUUAAUCUGAGCCUAGAGGAAAGUCUCUGUCCUCAGACCUGGAGGGAAGCCAAAGUCAUUCCGCUACCCAAGAGUGGUAAAGCGGCCUUUACUGGUUCUAACAGCAGACCUAUCAGCUUGCUGACAGCUCUUAGCAAACUGUAGGAAAGAAUUGUGUUUGACCAAAUACAAUGCUAUUUCUCUGUAAACAAAUUAACAGACUUUCAGCAUGCUUAUAGAGAAGGACACUCAACAUGUACUGCACUUACACAAAUGACUGAUGGUUGGUUGAAAGAAAUUGAUAAGAAGAUUGUGGGAGCUGUAUUGUUCAGUGCAGCCUUUGAUAUUUUUGACCAUAACCUGUUGUUGAGAGAAAUUGUGUGUUAUGGCUUUUCAUCCUCUGCCAUAUCGUGGAUUCAGGGCUAUCUAAUAGAACUCAGAGGGUUUUCUUUAAUGGAAGCUUCUCUAAUGUCAAACAUGUAAAGUGUGGUGUACCACAGGGAAGCUCUCUAAGCCCCCUAAUUUUUACCAAUGACCUGCCACUGGCAUUAAACAAAGCAUGUUUGUCCAUGUAUGCUGAUGAUUCAACCAUAUACGCAUCAGCAACCACAGCUAAUGAACUCACUGAAACCCUUAACAAAGAGUUGCAGUCUGUUUUAGAAUGGGUGGUCAGUAAUAAACUGGUCCUGAACAUCUCUAAAACUAAGAGCAUUCCCUAUGUUCUAGACCUCAGCUGAAUCUGGUAAUGAAUGGUGUGGCUGUUGAACAAGUUGAGGAGACUAAAUAACUUGGUGUUACCUGUAAACUGUCAUGGUCAAAACAUAUAGAUUCAAUGGUUGUAAAGAUUGGGAGAGGUCUGUCCAUAAUAAAGAGAUGCUCUGCUUUUUUGACACCACACGCCACAAUGCAUGUCCUGCAGGCUCUAGUUUGAUCUUAUCUUGAUUAUUGUCCAGUCAUAUGGUCAAGUGCUGCAAAGAAAUACCUAGUUAAGCUGCAGCUGGCCCAGAACAGAGCAGCACGUCUUGCUCUUCAUUGUAAUCAGAGGGCUAAUAUUAAUACUAUGCAUGCCAGUCUCUCUUGACUGCGUAACUUCUUGUUUUUAUAAGAAACAUUAAUGUUGGAAAUUCCAAAUUGUUUGCAUAGUCAAUUUACACACAGCACUGACACACACUUACCCCACCAGACAUGCUACCAGGGGUCUUUUCACAGUCCCCAGGUCCAGAACAAAUUCAAGGAAACAUACAGUAUUAUACAGCUCCAUUAGUGCAUGGAACUCCCUUCCAUCUUAUAUAGCGCAAGUGAACAGCAAACCUGGUUUUAAAAAACGAAUAAAGCAACACCUCACGGCACAACGCCUCUCCCCCAUGUGACCUACUUGUGGUGUUUAUGUACUGACAUGUACAUGUAACUGAUAGAUGCACACACACACAUUAAUGUUUUUAAAUGUACUGUAUGUAAAUUGUAAAGUCUUUUAAAUGUAUUUUUCGUUAUGUGUCGGACCCCAGUAAGACUAGCUGUCACCAUUGGCGUCGGCUAAUGGGGAUCCUAAUAAAUCAAAUCAUAUCAAGCAUUGAUUAUCAUGUCACCAGAAUAAGACCUUCGAUAUUUAUUGGAAUGGAGCAUCAAGCUCAUCACCUUGCACUUUCACCACCCUGUGAAGUUCAUCAUAAUUUAUUUAAUCUGUAGCCUUAUAAACUGCAUGCUUUCCCGACGAGUCAUAGUGGGAGGACCACACAACAUGUCAUCACAUGACUCCAAGUUUACUUCAAUAUGAUGGUUAUUAAAUCAAUAUUUGCGCAUAAAAAGCAUUUCCACUGACAUUUCUCGCAUAAUUCAUUUUACAGACACAAAAAGAUCCCACCUUGUGUAGCGUAUUUUGUUUUGUCGACAUUUGGUAAGUUUACAGACUAAUGUUGUUUCCAUCAGGCCUGUUGUGAAAAAAUGUUUUAACCUGGUUACAGAAGCUUCUUUCAAGAAAAUGACAUUCACUUUUACCUGUAAACUAUGUAGAACUUUGUGACAACUGCUGAUGUAAAAAAAUGGCUUUAUAAAAUAAAUGUCAUUGAUUAAUAUGACCCCUUUUCCUUUCUUCCUUGUCUCAGGUAAAGCCCAUCGUGUCCCAGUAUCUGAAGGAGAAGGAGCUCCCAUACCAGGAGGAUAGCUACCUCUCCCGUCUGCAGCUCUUCUUUCACAAGUACCAGGAGCUCAUGGUUUUCGCCCCACCCAUCACAGAGCUGGUGGGGGUGCAGUGA